Messenger RNA from Chaetura pelagica (chimney swift), 1392 nucleotides. RefSeq names its product ubiquitin specific peptidase 30 (gene USP30). Gene Ontology annotation, molecular function: cysteine-type deubiquitinase activity; cysteine-type endopeptidase activity. Lineage: Eukaryota; Metazoa; Chordata; Aves; Apodiformes; Apodidae. Gene Ontology annotation, biological process: protein deubiquitination. Gene Ontology annotation, cellular component: cytosol; nucleus. The transcript has 12 exons. The coding region runs from base 1 to 1392 and encodes 463 amino acids. The record is from RefSeq and is a predicted model, not a curated record.
AUGGGCAAAACAAAUAUGCCAAUAAAAACCUCUGGAUUUGAGAGGCUUGUACCAGGCCUUCUCAACUUAGGGAACACCUGCUUCCUGAACUCCCUGCUGCAGGGCUUGUCCUCCUGUCCCUCUUUCAUCAAGUGGCUGGAGGAUUUCACAGCAGAGUACAAGAGGGAGCAGACCCAGCCCACUGAGCAUCGAUACUUGUCAGUCACUCUGCUGCAUCUCCUCAGAGCUCUGUCCUGCCAAGAGGUGACAGAAGAUGAUGUCCUGGAUGCAAGCUGCCUGCUGGAAGUGUUAAGGAUGUACAGGUGGCAGAUCUCCUCGUUUGAAGAGCAGGAUGCUCAUGAACUGUUUCAUGUCCUUACCUCUUCACUGGAAGAUGAGAGGGAUCACCAGCCCCGUGAGACCCAUUUGUUCGACGUGCAUUCGCUGGAGCAACCAGAAAUAACCCAAAAGCAAAUAAUCUGCAGAACAAGAGGCUCUCUUCCUCCUGUGUCAAACCACUGGAAAUCUCAGCAUCCCUUUCACGGAAGGCUGACCAGCAACAUGGUUUGCAAACACUGUGAGCACCAGAGCCCUGUGAGGUAUGAUACCUUUGACAGUCUCUCCCUGAGCAUCCCAGCAGCCGUGUGGGGUCGUCCUAUGACACUGGACCACUGCCUCCAUCACUUCAUCUCCUCUGAAUCUGUGAAGGAUGUUGUGUGUGACAACUGCACUAAAAUUCAAGCAGAAGGGACUCUGAAGGGACAGAGCAUAGAAAACCAGAGAACAACAUUUGUUAAACAAUUAAAGUUAGGAAAGCUCCCUCAGUGUUUGUGCAUCCACCUGCAAAGGCUGAGCUGGUCCAACCAAGGCACUCCCCUGAAACGACACGAACACGUGCAGUUCAAUGAGUUCCUCAUCAUGGACAUCUACAAAUACCACAUUCCUGUUCAUAAAUCAAGCCAGAAUGAGCUGAACCAGAAAAACUCUGAAGAGACAGCACCUGGAACAAAGGAUGGGAUAGCAGUGAAACCUUCUUCAGAUGCAGACCAGCCACCUGGCACUAAGCCCCUCUUCAGGAACGGUGCCUGCUCCUCUUCAUUUUUAAUGUCCUCGGGAACUUUUCCAUUUGCUGCAUUCCCUGAAUGCAGUUCCCCCGUGUACCUGUACCGCCUGAUGGCGGUUGUGGUCCAUCACGGAGACAUGCACUCGGGACACUUUGUGACUUACCGCCGCUCCCCGCCGCCCCCCAGGAGCCCCCUCCCGGUCAGCAGCCAGUGGCUGUGGGUGUCGGAUGACACGGUGCGCAGGGCCAGCCUGCAGGAGGUCCUUGCUGCCAGCGCCUACUUGCUGUUCUACGAGCGCGUCCACCCGCGGGCGCAGCACCCGAGCGCAGAGCCCCGCGCUGAGCAGUGA